This is a messenger RNA of Anthostomella pinea, 1203 nucleotides long. The record is from the annotation of a GenBank genome assembly. NCBI's taxonomy places the organism in Eukaryota, Fungi, Ascomycota, Sordariomycetes, Xylariales, Xylariaceae.
AUGCCGUACAACACUCGUCGCAAAUCGCUCUCUCUCCCAUCUCUCGGAAUCCGCAUCCCAGUCCACCGAGCCUCGACAAACAGCAACAUGGCCGCUUCUAGAUCUUCGUCAGAGAGCUCGCCGCAUCCUAAUAAGAAGUUGAAGCGUUCGCACAACCACUCCGCGUCCUCUGGCUCCCUCACCUCCGUGUCCGGCUCCAAAUCCAAGUCUGCCGCAGCCCCCGUCAAGUUCGACCAAACACCGCCACCCUCGCCACGUCUUCAGGUUUCCAUCGAGAUGGACGAGUCCGAGGCCCACGAUGCGCCCGAGGUCAAGCCUGUCGACUUGGAAGGAAUCAACGACGACAUCGUCGAGGCUGUUAUUGUGCGACUGCAGCAGACUCGGAAUCGACCCCAUUUGGUCAAGGAGCUCGCCUCUGUGCUCAUGAACAACGUCAAAAUAGUUCAACAGUCUGCGAACCCUUGCGCCAUCAUCUCGUCUCGACUUGCUACGUACCUGAAGCGGUCAGGUUGGUCCGCCCUGGCCCCUUGCCCCCUGGCAAAGGAGCUCGAGACGGUACACCCGAGGCGCACCUACUUCUACCUCACGACUUGUCCCCAUCUACCGAUGCCUGAUCCCCUGUCCGCCCAACGCAGCGCCAUCAUUACACCUGAGCUAUCGAGCUCAGCUUCCACAUCCGAAGACGCCGACGGCGACCGAAGAAGGGAACUCAGCCUUUCCCCAGAGGUCGACCUCUCGUCGCCGGAAUUCGAUGGUAUGGAGGAGGACAUCCCCAUGCCGGGCACACCCAUGGGCUCGGUUUCCGGACGGCAGCGGGCGCUUCACAGCAUGUCGCGCAAUCAUAGAGGAGAAGAACCCCCUUUGGAGAAGGACGAGAAGGAGUUCACGCAAACGGCGGAUGGACUGCAAAAACGCAAAGCCAGUGGGGAGCUGCUCUCUGCUACCCCGGCAGACCAGGUCGUGAUUGACGACGGUAUGCAAAAUGAGCAGCUCUUUGGCGAACCUCAUAGGACCCUGGCACCGAGUUUACUGCCGCGCAUAGCCUUCAUGACCAGCCCGGCCAUGCGCCCAAGCUUGAUGAUCCCUGCCAAGAGAGACGCUGAGGCAGAGAACUGGUCCAAGCUGGACGCCAUGCUCGACUGGGACAAAAGCCCCGAGACAGUUGAGCUGGACGAGCUUGAUGGCUUACUUAACGGCUUUUAG